AUGAAUAAAAAGAGAAAGCGUCAAAACCAGCAGGAGGGCGGUCAGUAUAUAAAGAAGCCCCCAAACGCCUUCAUGCUGUUCCUGAAUGAGCAAAGGCCACACGUUGAGGCCGAAAUCAGAAGCCGAGGGAAUGCGGCUGUAAACACGGUCCUGGGACAGAAGUGGAAGUCACUGUCACAGGAACAGCAGGCCACAUAUUACGAACAGGCCGACAGAGAAAGACGGCUCCACGCCCAGCAGCACCCGGAGUGGUCGUCCAGUCACAACUAUGGCAAAAAGAGGAAGAGAGAAAGAAGAAGGAAGCCCACCUGUGCUGAAGAUGAAACACAGCAGGCCAAGAAAGUGUGUGUGACUCCAGUGCAGACAGCAGUGACGGAGGCCUUGGUCCCACAGACAGAUGUGUUUGAGCCUCACGCACACGCAGGUGCGUUCGAGCCUCACGCAUACGCAGGUGUGUUCGAGCCUCACGUACACACAGAUGUGUUCGAGCCUCACAGACACACAGAUGUGUUCGAGCCUCACGUACACACAGAUGUGUUCGAGCCUCACAGACACACAGAUGUGUUCGAGCCUCACAGACACACAGAUGUGUUCGAGCCUCACAGACACACAGAUGUGUUUGAGCCUCACAGACACACAGAUGUGUUCGAGCCUCACAGACACACAGAUGUGUUAGAGCCCAGCAUUCAGUAUGUGACGUUGUCCCUGCCUCCUGACUGGAUGUUCCAGCAACAGCUUCCAGUUCAUUCGCCUCCACCAACUCACACACAGACGUAUAUCAGCCAGUCACAGACAAGCUACCCAGCCAAUGACGGAGCAGCUCGAGCCCCUUCCAAUCACUGCACAGCCUCAGCUGCACAUGGACAGACUCAGUAUACAUAGAAAUCAGGACUUGGUCACCAGGUGCACCAAGAUUGAUUUACGUAAUAAAUAUUCAUCUUCUUCAUCUAAA
Molecule: messenger RNA, 952 nt
Organism: Scatophagus argus
Lineage: Eukaryota; Metazoa; Chordata; Actinopteri; Scatophagidae
Product: sex-determining region Y protein-like
Exons: 5
Coding region: 1-882 (293 amino acids)
Biological process (GO): canonical Wnt signaling pathway; regulation of transcription by RNA polymerase II
Cellular component (GO): beta-catenin-TCF complex
Molecular function (GO): RNA polymerase II cis-regulatory region sequence-specific DNA binding; DNA-binding transcription factor activity, RNA polymerase II-specific
Source: RefSeq, a predicted model, not a curated record